This is a messenger RNA of Paraphaeosphaeria sporulosa, 2120 nucleotides long. RefSeq lists its product as uncharacterized. The transcript has a single exon. The coding region runs from base 348 to 1880 and encodes 510 amino acids. The record is from RefSeq and is a predicted model, not a curated record. Lineage: Eukaryota; Fungi; Ascomycota; Dothideomycetes; Pleosporales; Didymosphaeriaceae.
CUCCAACUCCUCCUCCACGCCCCGUCGGACACACGCCACACGUCUCGCCAUACACUGCGCAUUGCCACGUCUGCCUUGACAUUGGUCGCAUUGUGUGCGCGACUGCGAACCGCCGUCCGGACGCAUACCCACAUAUCGCUGCAGCGCGCGCCCGACGCGACAGCCCCGCUCACCGCCACGGCCCUUGCCCGCCAACGCGCCUUGCUGCCGUCUCCGCAUCCCUUCACGUGUCGCGCAAAGCACUGGCAGCCGUCGCAUCGCGCACUGUCGAGCCUGCAAACAGCGCGCGUCCCGUCCGCAAUUCUGACGUGUCGGUCGCGUCUUGGUCCCGUUCGCGCCUCGGCAGAAUGGACUCCCAGGCACCAUUGUCGCAGGCCUCCCAGGAGUCUGUACUUAUCCCUUCAACGCAGCCGUCCAGGCCUGCGACGCCCGCACUGCCAUCUGCCUCGCGCUCUGCAUCUCCUAUCCCCAAGAUGGAGAAGUUUACAUCUCCGGCACCUCGCACAACCUCUUCCAUGACGCCACCGCCCUCGUCCCAGCUACCAGACACCCGUUCUGUGGUACGGACACCGUCGCCCCCGACACCUGGGCUUUCGUCACCCCCGCCGACCUCAAAGCUGCCGAACCAACCUUCUGCUCUGACCGAGUCCGCCGCCGCUCUCUACACCCCGGAGCAGGUCGACAAUGCGUCGACCGAGGAGCUUCGUGCCAUGGUCAACGACCUGACUGGCAAGUUGCGCGAUGUACGGCUAUCAGCUGCACACCACAAACUGCAGUACAACAUGGCCGUCAUGGAACGUCAGGAGUCGGCAAGCCGGAUGGCGGUGGAAUUGGCCAUGGCUCAGCGUGAGAUUGAUGUUUUGCAAAAGGCCGAGGAGAAGCGCCGAAACGAGUCGAAGCCGGAGCAGACCUACCAGGAGUCGCCAAACGUUGCUGCCAACGCCAUCGUCAUGUCUGAGAUGAACCGCCAGAUUCAGUUGCUGCAGAACGAGAACGAAGAACUGCGAGACUUGUAUGACCAGCAGAAACGCUUGACCGAGCAUCGGGAGGGGGAACUUGCUGGGCUGAUGGAAGAGAACGACCGUUUGAAGUCCAGAAUUCGCAAGAACCGCGACCACAUUGCACCAUACCUGCCGUACCUUGAGCAAAUGAACGAGUCACCACGUUCUGCUUUCGGUACCCCGCACGCGACUCCGCGUCACAAGCUCAACCGUGUGUCUGCCCUGUCUGACGAGAGAAGCAGAGGGCAGAGCAAUUUCGAGGCACUCCUAUUAGCAGACAAGAUGCUUAGCCAAGAAACCGCCACAGCACCUUCAACGCCGGCAAGGUCACAUGGGCCCCGGUCCCGAUUCGGGCACACUCGGGGGGCUCAGUCCAUGUCGUCACUCCCUCAGACGCCAAGGGCGCGUGCUGCCCAUGUUCCCCUAGAGAUCCCACGAACGCCAACCACGUUCUCCGCCAUCAACAUACCUCAAUCGGCACCUCCUGCUCACUACCAACAAGAGAGUGGAGCUGUGAAAGCAGCACACGCUCGACGCGAAAGCAGCAACUCCACCAUCACUGCAUCCAGUGUGGAUGAGGAAGAAGCCUAUACCGACAGAGAAGAAGAAGUGACCGAAUCCCAGGCCAGCCAACUCGCGACCAGUAUGCUCCGCAGGGCACCCUCAGUACCAAAGAGGCCGUCGGCUCCAUCCUCACAAUCAUCAAAUCUGGUUCAAAGUAAGAUCUUCGGCCAAGUCAAGAAGGGGCACGGCCUGACCCGCUCAGCCGAGCUCGACAAGAAGCGGCAGUUGUCUGAGCACCACGCGAGUCCGACCAAGCGGGGACGGAUAGAUGGGGGCGGCGUUGGUCUGGGGAUCGGCCUCGGUCUGCGGGACUAGGCUGCGUCUAGCAAUUUCUUAUGAGUGACGAUUUGGUAUGAUGGACAGAUGGACUUGGAGUUUGCGUGAAUCGAUUUUCGCCUUGUAUUCUAUGCUAAGGCAUGUUGGAUUGACAUGCUUGCCGUGUUGUAAUAGUUACAGAGACACCCGACUCUGGUCUUUUGCUUUUUGAUGGAUACCACUGAUUGUACGGCUGCGAUGAGAAAUGCACGGUAGAUAGUAAUCAAUGUCUAUAUAGCC